ACCAAACUCCCUCCUGCUAAUUACCAACAAGCCGAAGAUGAUGCAAGAUCCAAUCAAGACAGAAGAAAUCAACUUUGAAGGUAAUACCUUGCUGGAAGAAGAGGAAGAGGCAAUGAUGGAGUCAUCUGAAUAUCAUGAAGAUGAUUCUCUAGCCUUUAAUGACUCCUCUGCAGGUCUCGGUAUGGGUUCCAGACAAUGGCAAAAGGAUAAUUCUAAUAAUGCCCAAGCUAGUGGUUAUAACAUUAGUGUUGGUAUCACAACUCGUGAUGAAUCCUUGCCAAUCUACGAUACUCCAUGUAAGAUGUAUAGUAGUCUGAGAUACAAGCUCCACUAUAAAUGUUCAGUCAACGCAGAACAAGUAACACAAUUACCUAAACUCUUAAUGUGUCGUAUCACUGUUAUUGAUGAUGAUAGUGAUAAGGAAAUUAAGAAAGAUAACAAGCCAAUUAUUGAUGAUUCUCUUAUUUCCCUCAAGAAUACUUCUACAGCAAAUGGUAACUUUGGUGUUUUUGAAGCUAAUCAUAAGGUUAAAUUCCGUAGUGUUUCAUUCCACCACAAUAAGAGCAAAUGGAGACUUUUAUUACAAUUAUUCUCUGAUAGCAAUCAUAAUAUUAACACUCCUGUUUUUGUUAUGAGAAGUGCUCCUUUCCAAGUUUAUGCUAGAAGACCAAAAGUUUCUGAAAGAGAUUCAAGCAAUGGCUUAUUAAAUCCUUCAACUGCUACUGCCUCUUCUUCACAAACAACAACAAAAGAAGAAAAGAGAAAGAAGAAGGCUGUCGAAGGACAAAAAAAGAGAAAGAGAUCUAUCAAGGAAGUUUCUGUUAAACAAGAAGUUGAAGCAACAGAAUCUACUGAACCAACAACCACUGAACAAUCAACUACAUCAACUGCUCCUGAAGUUGUAGUUACUGAAGAAGUUGUUGCUGCUCCAAAUCCAAAGAAGGUUAAACUUAUGGAAACAUUCAAGAAGACUCUUGACCUUUUAAUCAAACAUCAUAGCGAAAUGGAUGAAGAAGACAAAUUAACUGGUUUCCAUUUGAUUCAACAUAGAUUAUUCCAACACUUUUAUGGUUGCACUCCAGAACAACUUGCUUACUGUCAACAACAACAAGAAUGUGAAACUGCUGAAGUCAUGCAAUCUGGUUCUGCUGAUGAUUUAAUUACUAUUGAUACAUCUUCCCUUUUUGAACCAACAGAAUCGAAUGAGACAAGUAUGACAGAUGGCAACUUUUCCAUGGAUGCUAUGGAUUUCAUUGGUAACCAAUCUUUGAAUGAUGAUUUUACCUCUUUUAUGUAAAUGCUCAAUGAAGUUUUGUUUUAGUUACAAUUUUGGUAGAAGAACAAGUUAUGAAGAAUAACCUGUUCUUUGAUGACUCGCUGGCUUUUUCCCCCUAGUAGGCACAUUGUGCUUAUGACCAUAAUACUAACAAAGCUCUGCACUGUUGUGCUUUUGAGCAAUCUAAUUUCACACAAAUAAAUUAUUUAUACUUUGUUUAUUAAG
Molecule: messenger RNA, 1501 nt
Organism: Naegleria gruberi
Lineage: Eukaryota; Heterolobosea; Eutetramitea; Acrasida; Naegleriidae
Exons: 1
Coding region: 38-1297 (419 amino acids)
Source: RefSeq, a predicted model, not a curated record